Molecule: messenger RNA, 3786 nt
Organism: Pararge aegeria (speckled wood butterfly)
Lineage: Eukaryota; Metazoa; Arthropoda; Insecta; Lepidoptera; Nymphalidae
Product: adenylate cyclase type 7-like
Exons: 20
Coding region: 98-3733 (1211 amino acids)
Biological process (GO): adenylate cyclase-activating G protein-coupled receptor signaling pathway; intracellular signal transduction; cAMP biosynthetic process
Molecular function (GO): adenylate cyclase activity
Source: RefSeq, a predicted model, not a curated record
ACAGUGCUUUGUUGGAAAAGUUUUUGUUUUGUUUAUUCUCCUGGUGUUGUAAAUAGAUAAAGAAUGCCUGAGAGUAUUUAACUGUCACCUGAAAAUCAUGGACGAUGGCACAUGGUCGAGGACCACUGGAUCCGUGGUUCUCCAAGUGGGCGCCUUAGAGCUACUGGCUCGAUACUCAAUGAACUCAGGCAGAGCGACUAGCGUUCUAUCAUCUCUACACGAGUUCAGGAGCCAAGAGUCCGAGCAAAAUGGUGGGAAGCAAUGGAAUUGGAAGUAUUUGAGGGAUCAAUUUUAUCAAAAGGAUCUGGAAGGCCUAUACCGGAAAUACGACGAAAAAUUAAGAGAAACACUAAUUUAUAUAUACGUUUCACUUCUCGUACUUUUUUCAACGGUUCACAUAAUUUUAGUUAUAGCUUAUACCUACAAUGAGCAAAUACAGUGGCCGUCGACCUACUUAUCGAUGGCUAUGUAUAUCCUAAGAAUAGCAUUGCCAUCUUUGUCGUUCUGCAAAUGCGUCUACAAACCUCUGAAGAAACGAUGGUUUUGGAUACCAAUACUUGUAACAUUCGUUCUCACGGCAGACCUUGUAAUGUCAGAUAUAGCCGUCGCCAUUUUCUCCUCCUUUGAAGGUAUGCUCCUGCGGCCGGCAUAUUCAACCACGGCCUUACUAUCGGUGUACAUAUUUCUGCCAAUGAGGAACAACUUUCUGGCGAUUAUCCUAGGCGUGCUGGUUAGCGUUGUAUACACUUUCGUGUUUGCAUUCUUCACGUAUUAUGAAAACCCCAACGUCGGGAUAGUGGUAGCGUGUGAGGUUAUCUACCUAAUUGGCGUCAACCUUAUGGGAGUUUACUUCAGAUUGAUGAACGAGAUAGUCACGCGACGGUCUUUCUUGGACAGACGCGCCUGUGUGGAAAGUACAUUGCGUUUGAAAUUUGUUAAGGAUCAAGAGGAGCGUCUUAUGUUAAGCAUUCUACCGGAACACAUCGUUUCAAGAGUGCGCCAUGAUAUACGCAACAUGUUUCUUAAUAUAAGGUCACCCAGCCAGAGCCACACUAUGAGAUCAUUUAGCCAACUCUACGUGGAAGAACAUGAAAAUGUAAGCAUUUUAUAUGCAGACGUCGUGAACUACACAAAAAUAUCUACAACUUUAUCACCUUUGAGAAUGGUGGAGCUACUAAAUGAAUUAUUUGGCCGGUUCGAUGAAGCCUCUGAAGAACAUGACGUGCUACGUAUAAAAUUUUUAGGCGACUGCUAUUAUUGCGUGAGCGGUAUACCCAAGCCCACUGAGCAACAUGCCAAAAACUGCGUAGAUCUGGGACUUGAGAUGAUCCACAUAAUUAAAAAUGUCAGAGAGAAGCGCGCCCUGAAUAUUGAUAUGAGGAUCGGUGUGCAUUCAGGUAAAAUAUUAAGCGGUUUGAUCGGCAUUCGAAAGUGGCAAUUCGAUAUUUGGUCGAAAGACGUCACUAUUGCAAAUAAAAUGGAAUCUACUGGAAAGGCGGGGAAAGUGCACAUUACCAAACAAACAUUAGAUCUGCUGUUAGACUAUGCAAGAGAAUACAUUAUAGAGCCGAACUUUGUGUCCCAAAACGAUCCAUUCAUAAUGAAGAAUAAGCUACAAACAUUUCUACUCUCGAGACCGCAAAAGCCACUUAUCGACUACAAGCCGUAUCGACGAGCUUCUGUUGGAUUUAAUAAAAUAAUUCCGACUCGUCGUGGUAGACGAUCGGAAAAUAGAAAUUCAUCAUCUAUUCGUAGAACAACCGCCUUCAUGGAUGAGAAUUUAGUUGAAUACCAACAAAUGCUUAAGGCAGCCGAUGCACAGAUGGCUAAGGAAAUAGAAGACAUGAGCAAUGGAAAGGAUAAUUUCAAACAGGAAUCUCGACUUAACAGAUUUACGCUUAUGUAUAAAAAUUUUAAACUGGAGAAAUCUUUUCUUUUGCAACCGGAUCCUUUGUUCAAGUACUACAUCACGUGUUGCCUUCUGAUGCUAUGCUUGAUAAUGACUAUCAAUGGACUGACCACACACUGGUUUUACCAAUUCAAAUGGUAUGCGAUAUUAUUGCUCGCUAUUUUGUUAAUCUUUUUAGUAAUAAUGCAGCCCUUGUCUUGGUUUCAAUUUGUAUGGACAAAACAUAAAGGCAUAGAUGAGCCUAGAAAUAAAUGUAUCCGAUGGAUAUACGAUUUAUCAUUGGCCAUAAUAAGGUGUCCGAAGAUAAGAACUGGCACAUAUUUGAUUAUAAGUCUGGGUCUUGCUGGAACUUCAAUGAUAAACGUUAUUGCAUGUACUGAAGUAAAAGUGGAUCCGGCUUUUGAAAGUGUUCUAUCCAACUGCUUGUCCUCUUGGCAUGUUACGCAGUGCUGGAGUUUAGCACUGCUCUUGAACUUCUUGUUCAGCAGAGUUUUCUUUAUUUUCAAAUGGAUUGUUGCUGGUUUGAUGACUUUAUUUUAUCUCUGGAUUGUUUGGGAAAUCAAAUCAUGCCUCUUUUCUGUCGACUCUACUUGGAAUGUCGGAUUAGAUCCAAGGGUGUCCCAUACACUUUCAGUGGUAAUAAUAACUAUGACUUUAUACUGGAUUGAUAGAACAACAGAAUAUAGACAUCGAUUAGAUCAUUUAUGGCAAAUACAGCUGAGUGAAGAACAAGAAGAAGCCGAGACUAUGUUGAAAGUGAAUAAUAUGCUGCUGGAAAACAUUCUGCCUGCACAUGUUGUGCAGGUAUAUUUGGAUUUAAAUAGAUCCCUGGAUGAAUUAUAUUAUGAGAAAUACGACAAUGUAGCUGUUAUGUUUGCUUCAUUAACAGAAUAUAAAUUAGGAUUAGAAGAUGAUGCAGAGUUGAGCGAUAAAUUUCUCCUAAGCAUACUUGACGAAGUAAUAUCAGAUUUUGAUCGGCUCCUUCUUACUGGUUCAUCCAUACACAAAGUUGAGAAAAUAAAAAUUGCGGGUUGGACGUACAUGGCAGCUUGUGGGCUAGACCCGAAUCGACGUGAUUCAUUCGAUUCUUAUGCUUCGAUUGUUGAUAGAAGUAAAAAUACUCCUUACAAUCGAUCAAUAGUUGUCACGAUGGUCGAGUUUGCUGCAGCUAUGAUGAUGCAGUUACAGAACUUCAAUCGUGGCUCGUUUCAAAGUUUUGAAGGAUUGAAUCUUAGAAUAGGUAUAUCAAACGGCGAAGUUGCAGCGGGUGUGGUCGGCUCGCUUAAACCGCUGUACGAUAUUUGGGGUAACGCAGUCAACAUGGCCUCCCGCAUGGACUCUACAGGAGAAUCGGGCCGCAUCCAAGUAACAGAAAACACAGCCAAAAUCUUAGAGGAAUGCGGAAUACUUACACAAUGUCGUGGCGAAGUAUUAAUAAAAGGACGGGGCUUAAUAAAAACAUAUUUUGUGCCCCUUGACGAUGAAUUCAAUCUUGUAAAGCAAAAUAUAUGUAACUUAGACUACUUCAAGUACAAUGAAAAAGGGGGGCCAUAUGAAGCUCGAACUACUUUACUUAGUGGUGCUUCAGAAGAAACUGGUAUUUUUGAAUCUACCUCACAAAACUCCACUUUCCAUAUAGGUGAUGUCCCAUCAGACUGUGAAAAUUCAAGCGAAAAUUUUGAAGAGGAUAAUUUUAAAAACUUUAGAAAGUUAAAUAGGUCGAUAAGUGAAUUAGAAGAUAUGGAAAAUAUAAGUCCCACGUCUCAAAGGGAUAAUCUGAGUGAAUUGUAUACAGAAACGGAUAUAAUGGAAACUCGUUGUUAAUAUUUACUUUAUAUAAGCAUUGUGAUUGUUUGAUUUCGAAUGUUGUUUUAUGU